Molecule: messenger RNA, 3633 nt
Organism: Topomyia yanbarensis
Lineage: Eukaryota; Metazoa; Arthropoda; Insecta; Diptera; Culicidae
Exons: 3
Coding region: 1-3633 (1210 amino acids)
Biological process (GO): DNA integration
Molecular function (GO): nucleic acid binding; zinc ion binding
Source: RefSeq, a predicted model, not a curated record
AUGACAGCAGAUGUUGAAGAACCGAUUGAGAAAUUUUUGGAGAGGAUUCAACAAAAAGCUGAGAAGUGCUCGUUCGGAAAAACAGCUCUGGACAGUCGGCAGAUAGCUAUAAUGGACAAAGUAAUUCAAGCUGCUCCAGAGGAUCUCCGAGAAAGGUUAUUAGAAAGGGAAAAUCUAACGUUAAAUGAUUGUGUUAAGGUAGUAAACUCCUAUCAGGCAGUGAAGUACCAGGCAUCUGCGAUGAGCAAGAAACCAAAUCUGUCGAUUUCAAACAUUCAGCGGCUCUAUGCAAAACCAAAAAUGACUACCAAAAUAGAAUUUCAGCAGGGCGGUAGACCAAGAUGCACACGAUGUGGUUACAACCAACAUAGCGGAGAAAGAUGUCCGGCCACAAAUCAAAAAUGUUUGCGAUGUGGUGGAAAUGGUCACUUUAAGUCGGUAUGCAGAAACCUUAGUGUAAGGGUUAAUCCAAAUACAGGAAAUUUUGGAAAACGUUUUCCUCCGGCUGAAGAUGAAAAGCGGCCACGAAGCGUGUUGGCUGUCGAAGUUGACGGAUAUAACUUAGAGGAAAAAUUGCCUGUUUAUAAUAUUGAAGAUACAUCGGACGAUCAUAUUAACUGCUUAGUAGGAGGAAUAGCUAUACAAAUGCUGAUCGAUUCCGGUUCAAAAUAUAACCUUAUUGAUGAUAACACAUGGAAUAUGAUGCAGCUACAAAAUGUGACUGUUAACAACAUUCGUUUUGAUUCAACCAAAAAGUUUCUCGCGUAUGGUAAAGUACCAUUGAAACUAUUAACCGUUUUCGAUGCCAACAUCCAAAUAAUCGGGGCCGAUGAAAAAGUUCAAACCCACUCCACGUUUUUUGUAAUCGAGAAGGGUCAGCAGGCAUUGCUCGGAAAAGAUACCGCCCAGAAACUUGGUGUUCUUCGAGUUGGCCUUGAAAACUGUUCGAUUGACAGAAGCGUGGCUCCCGUAAUACAACCGCUUCGGAGAUGUCCAGUCCCGCUGUUAGAAAAAGUUAAAGCAAAGUUAGAUGAUUUAUCGGCGCAAGGUAUAAUAGAACGUGUUGAAAGACCGACGUCCUGGGUUUCACCACUAGUUCCUAUCCUUAAGGACAACGGUGGCUUACGUAUUUGCAUUGAUAUGCGUCGGGCAAACCAAGCAAUUCAACGUUUAAACCAUCCUUUACCGGUGUUCGAGGAGAUUCUAUCCAGGAUUCGAAACGCACGUUUCUAUUCGUUGUUGGACAUGAAAGAUUCAUACUAUCAUAUCAUACUUUCUGAAGGAUGCAGAGACAUAACAACCUUCAUCACUAACUGGGGAUUAUUUCGAUUCAAACGUUUAUUUUUCGGAGUAAAUUGUGCCCCUGAACUGUUUCAGAGUUUGAUGGAGAGUUUGUUUGCGACGUGUGGAAACAUGGUGGGAUUCAUAGAUGAUUUUUUGAUAUACGGCGAAACAGGAGAGGAACAUGAUCGGGCACUCAAAUCAGUAGUACGGAGAAUUGACGAACUCGGAAUUCAACUUAACCAUCACAAAUGUAAAUUCAAACAAACAGAAAUCAUUUUCUUGGGUCACAAGCUUUCGGAAAAGGGUGCGCUCCCUUCGGACGAUAAAGUUGAAUCUAUUUUGAACUGUCGUGCUCCCAAAUCACGAGAAGAGCUCCGGAGUUUUCUAGGUCUCGUUACCUACGUUUCCCGUUUUAUCCCAAAUCUAGCAACCGAUAGUUCUCCUUUGAGAGAUUUGGUCAAACCAUCAUCUAGAUUUGAAUGGGAACAAAUACAUCAAACUUCAUUUGAUUUACUCAAACACCGCAUUGGGUCCAUGGACUAUUUAGGUUAUUUCGACCCAAAAGACCGCACAUUAUUGGUCACUGAUGCCUCAGGGGUAGGGCUAGGUUCCGUGCUGAUCCAGUUCAAAGGAAGUUUGCCAAGAGUAAUUAGCUACGCAUCGAAGAGUUUGUCGGACACGGAGAAAAAGUAUCCAGCUAUCGAAAAAGAGGCACUCGGAAUCGUAUGGGCGGUUGAAAGAUUCCGCAUAUUCUUGAUAGGUAUUACUUUCGAGCUCGAGACCGAUCAUCGACCACUAGAAACUAUUUUCACAGCCACUUCUCGACCUACGAUUCGAAUUGAGCGUUGGCUUUUGAGAUUGCAAGCUUUUAAGUUCAUCGUUGUCUAUAGGAAAGGUUCCGCAAAUCUGGCUGAUUCGUUAUCCAGACUAGCCGCACACUGUAGCGACACAAGUUGGCAAGAAGAGUCUGAAGUUUUUAUACGUCACGUAAUGGCAGAAGCCUUGGCCACUCUGGGAGGUGGAACGAAUGCUGAUUUCGAUGAGGAUACCGAAAUUUCUAUACGAGCCAUACAAGAUGCGGCGGCCAUCGAUAUAACAGAAGUAGUUGAGGGAACGAAGCUGGACGAUGAAUUGAAAACGUUGAAGGCAGCGGUUAUGUCGGGAGUAUGGAAAGAUGCGAAAUUGAAACCAUACGCACCUUUUCAAAAUGAACUCAGUUACAUAAAUGGCCUACUAAUGCGUGGCAGAAAAAUAAUAGUCCCAGUGAUGCUCCGAGACCGCAUGUGUACGUUGGCUCAUGAAGGGCACCCAGGACAUUCAGCGAUGAAAAGCCGAUUGAGGGAUAAAUAUUGGUGGCCAAAUAUGGACCAGGCUGCGAUCAAGAUGUGCGAUAAUUGCGAAGGAUAUCGUCUUGUACACACCGCGGACCCUCCAGAACCAAUGACGAGAAGAUCCAUGCCCGAGAAGCCGUGGGUUGACCUUGCGAUCGAUUUCUUAGGUCCUAUGCCUACGAGUGAAUAUGUGCUUGUCGUAAUCGACUACUAUAGCCGGUACAUGGAACUAGAGGUAAUGUCCAGGAUCACAGCUUGCGAAACGGUACGAAGAUUGAAGAAAAUUUUCAGAACAUGGGGUUAUCCAAGAACAAUAACCCUAGAUAACGCAAAACAAUUUGUCUCAAAGGAGUUUACUGAUUUUUGCACAUCGAUUGGCGUUGUUUUGAACCACACCACGCCGUACUGGCCACAAGCAAACGGUGAGGUCGAACGUCAAAACAGGUCACUGUUAAAACGGUUAAAGAUCUCGAAUGCUUUAUACGGGGAUUGGAAAGUCGAGUUGGACGAUUAUUUGAUCCUGUACAAUAACUCACCUCAUUCAGUCACUGGUAUGGCACCAAGUGAGCUGCUUCAAAAUAGAAAAGUUCGCUUCAAGUUUCCGCAGAUCGAUGACCUUGGUACAACCCCGCCACAUUCGGAUUUCAGGGAUAGAGAUAUACAAAAGAAAUUUGAAGGAAAAGAGCGAGAAGAUGAGAAGCGUAGAGCAAGACCAAGUAACAUUCAGACAGGUGACACAGUUUUAAUGAAAAAUUUAUUGACUCAAGAUAAGCUGACAACUGAUUAUGGCAAAGAGGAGUAUGUAGUUGUCAAAAGAAAUGGACCAAGUGUAACCGUUAAAUCAAGCGAAACUGACAAGUGUUUCGAUCGACAUACGUCUCACCUACGGAAGGUGUCGGGUCCAGAUGAGGUACAGUUUGAGCCGGGGGACACACCGUCAAUACAAGAAGCGACUGAACACAUUGCACUGCGAAGAUCAUCACGUGCUCCGAAGCCUUCAAAACGUUUCAGCCCAUGA